This is a messenger RNA of Octopus bimaculoides (California two-spot octopus), 1301 nucleotides long. RefSeq lists its product as uncharacterized. The record is from RefSeq and is a predicted model, not a curated record. NCBI's taxonomy places the organism in Eukaryota, Metazoa, Mollusca, Cephalopoda, Octopoda, Octopodidae.
UAUUUUUUCUUUUCUUUUAAGUUCUAUUUUAGUUACUUCUGAAAAUGGCUAAAGAUAAAAAGAAUAAAACUACUGAAGGGUGUGCCGAGAAAGUUGAAGUAAAUUUGAAUUCUUCAGGGGUUAACAAAAAACCCCAAAAGAAAGAACAAAAAGGUCCUAAAGAGAGUAAGGUAAACGAAGCGCCAUCUCAAGGGAAAGAUAAGAACAUCAAUGCUGUACCAGCAACAGAUGCAGAGAAGAAGAAGAAGCAGCAGAAGAAGAAACCGAAUGGACUUAAUGCAGAAGACAGCAACAAACAAAAUCAUGUGGAAGGAAAUGUGAAAGCAACAAAACAAAAGAAAUCCGAAGAGAACGUGACUGGCGAGCUUACUAAAAAGAAAACACAGAAGCAGCAGAAAGAAGAAACAACUCCUACACCAAAGACUGGGCAAAACAAUGCUUUGAAAGAAAAUGGGAAAAAUAAGAAACAUAAUAUCAGUGGAGGAAUUGUGACAGAUGGAUCUGCUGGAGAAGAGCCUGUCAACAAGAAGAAAAAGCACAAGCACCAAAAAGAAGAAACAACAACUACAGCAAAAGCUGGGCAAAACAACACCUCAUCAGCUCCAAAAGAAAAUGGUAAAAAGAAGAAAUCCAAUAACAGCGGAGAAAAUUUGCCAAAUGGAUCUGCUGGAGAAGAUAGUGCAAAAAAGAGGAAACGCAAGAUCAGUGAAGAAAAUGUGAAAAGUGGUGAUGACAAGAAUAAAACCACCAAACCAAAAGGUGCACCAAGUGACAACUCUCCAGCAUCUCAAGAUAAAAAGAAGAAGUCUAAGAAAAAGAAGGGUUCGAAGGCUGAUGAUAAACCAAAAGAGGCGAUUUUAGGUGAAGAUGAAGCGACUACAGAGAAAAAGGCCAAGCAAUUCUUAAAUGUUUGGUACACAAAUAAGAGUGAAUGGAAUUUUGUAAAAGCACGUCAGAACUGGUUGGUUCAUCAUAUGUAUGAUCCUGAAAAGAUCCCUGACACAACAUUUCAAACUUUACUCAAGUAUCUUGCUGGCAUGAAAGGUCGUAGCCGAGAGGAAACUAAGAAGCAAGCACAGAGCUUGUUUGAUGCUGUUACCAAAGACAAAAACGCACUUCAUAAAAAAAUCAAGUUGUCUGGGGAACCCGGGCUUCUUCAACGAACCAGAGCUGAACAAGUCAUCCAAAUACUGUAGCAGUUCUUACAGUCAUAGGCAUUGUCAAAACAUUUGAUAUUUUUUUUGUCAUUUUUGUCUUUUGGCAAUUAAAAAGUAUGUUUUAAAAUACCUAUUAAAUGCAAA